Messenger RNA from Kwoniella shivajii, 1683 nucleotides. RefSeq lists its product as uncharacterized. The record is from RefSeq and is a predicted model, not a curated record. The coding region runs from base 1 to 1683 and encodes 560 amino acids. Gene Ontology annotation, biological process: pyruvate metabolic process; malate metabolic process. Lineage: Eukaryota; Fungi; Basidiomycota; Tremellomycetes; Tremellales; Cryptococcaceae. Gene Ontology annotation, molecular function: malate dehydrogenase (decarboxylating) (NAD+) activity; NAD binding. Gene Ontology annotation, cellular component: mitochondrion. The transcript is spliced from 10 exons.
AUGACUGCUGCUACUACCACUUUCGCUAAAUCAAUAUCAUCCCUUCUAAAUGGGAGUGGACCUACUCCUCCUCUCACUCCCAAUGGAGAGGAACCUAAGUCAAUCUCAAGGUCAUCAUCCCCACAUCCUCUCGUCAGCUCUCAACAAAACCUCCUUCGCCUUAAAGCACAUCUACAAAACCUUCCUACGGAUUUACUGAAACAUGUGCAUCUUUCAAAGAUCAGAAGGGAUGAUCCCAAUCUAUACUUCUCUGCUAUAAGAGAUGAUUUGACUGGACUUGCACCCAUCGUGUAUACCCCCACCGUCGGAGAAGCUUGUCAAAAGUAUUCUCACAUCUACCAAGGUCCAGAAGGUCUUUAUCUUUCAAUUGACGACAAGGAUCGAAUCCCCGAAAUCCUUUCUGAAUACGCUUCUAAACUUUCUACAACCCCUCAAAUCCUCGUUGUCACUGAUGGCUCUAGAAUUCUUGGUCUUGGUGAUCUUGGUAUAGGAGGAAUGGGAAUCUCAGUCGGUAAACUGAACCUUUACGUCGCCGGAGGUGGUGUAAAUCCUCAUGGCUGUUUACCGGUCGUUCUUGAUAUGGGCACAAAUACCGAAUCUAUUCGAGAUGAUCCUCUUUACAUUGGUCUUCGAAGACCUCGAGUAGGCUUGGAAGAGGCAACUGAAUUCAUGGACUGUUUCAUGGCAGCUGCUUCAAAUGCCUUCCCCAAUGCCGUCAUUCAACAUGAAGAUUUCUACUCUGAGGCUGCUUUUGCUUUCUUGGAGAAAUACAAGAACAAAUAUAGAAUGUUCAAUGACGACAUCGAGGGUACCGGCUCAGUCAUCCUUGGUGGCUUCAUGGCGGCUGCCAAACAAGCGUCUGCUGCUUCAGGAAAAGCACUUAAAGAUCAUAAAGUUGUUUUCCUCGGUGGUGGCAGUGCUGCCGUCGGUGUCGCUAAAGAAAUGAUGAACUUUUUCAGAAUGCAAGGUCUGUCAGAGGAUGAGGCCAAAGAGAGAUUCUGGUUGAUUGAUACCAAGGGUCUUAUCACAUCCACACGACCUGAUGUCGUUGCAGGCAAACUCGCUUCCCACAAGAAAUACUUUAUCCGAAACGACACUGAGGGUAAAGAAUAUCCUUCUCUCGCUUCCGUCGUCGAGUUCGUUCAACCUACUGCUCUUGUCGGUCUGUCAACUACAUUUGGUGCUUUCGGUGAAGAUGUCGUUCGACGAAUGGCAGAUUUGAACCAAGCUCCUAUAAUAUUCCCUUUAUCCAACCCUACAUCUAAAUGUGAAUUGUCUUUCUCCGAUGCUUUGGAAUGGACAGAUGGAAAGGUACUAUUCGCAUCUGGAUCACCUUAUGCUCCAAUCACAAGAGAUGGUAAAUUAAGGGAACCAGGACAAGGUAAUAAUUUCCUUGUUUUCCCCGGAAUUGGAUUUGGUACACUCCAAGCUGGAGCAAAAGAAGUCUCAAGUGCAAUGAUCACCGCUUCAGCAAUCUCACUUUCUGAGGCUUUGAAUGAAGAAGAGAAAGCUGCGGGAUUACUGUAUCCUAGACUCGAAAGGAUAAGAGAAGUCAGUGCGAAAGUAGCUGCUGGAGUAGUCAAGAAAGCUCAAGAAGAAGGUGUAGACACUAAUGAGAAGUUGAGAGGAUUAGAUGAAGCAGCGUUGAUCAAAGAAAUGAAUGCCGCUCAAUGGUGGCCUUAG